Molecule: messenger RNA, 741 nt
Organism: Portunus trituberculatus (swimming crab)
Lineage: Eukaryota; Metazoa; Arthropoda; Malacostraca; Decapoda; Portunidae
Exons: 2
Coding region: 1-741 (246 amino acids)
Source: RefSeq, a predicted model, not a curated record
AUGGUGAUCUCGCGGUCGCCAGGAGCCUCCAGAGCGGUCUCAGAGCAGCUGUCCUUUGGAGGCAAGGCUCUGUCUCUCCAGGACCACAUCAAGGUCUUACGGGUGACGGUGGACCGCUGCCUGCGCUUCGACGGCCAUGUAGGUGCAGUCACCCGACAGGCGUCUCUAAGAGUCUCUGCCCUGCGGAGGGUGGCGGGAACGCUUGACCCACACGGCAUCAUCACGCUAUACAAGGCGCAGAUACGUCCGUGCCUGGAGUACGGCUGCCUGUCGUGGAUGUCAAGUGCCGCCACCCACAUGCAGAGACUUGACAAGGUGCAGCGACGAGCUCUACGUCUGGCGGGAUACGACGCACACCAGGACGACCUGCCGCCACACACCCCCGUCACGUCGUUGGAGCACCGACGAGAUGUGGCAGCGCUGGUGGUGUGCCACAAAACUCAGGUGCAAGGAGUACCGCACCUCCGACGCCUGGGACUUCCAUUACGCGCUGCCCAGAGGCCCACGCGAGCUGCUGCCACCAGUGAGCAGACUGUGGAGGUGCCCUUCUCCAACACACGGCAGCACCAACGAACAUACAGUGCCCGGACCUCAAGGAUGUGGAACGCAUUCACCACAACCACACCCCAGGUCACAAGAUUUAAGAAUACCUGGGAGGAUGAGGGGCGCGUUGGACGGGGAUUGGGACAGGAAAAACAGUGGAAGAGAGUGCUUUGUCACUUGACUUCUGAGCAUGAUUAA